This is a messenger RNA of Emiliania huxleyi CCMP1516, 2031 nucleotides long. Its product is annotated as ABC transporter. Gene Ontology annotation, molecular function: ATP hydrolysis activity; ATP binding. The record is from RefSeq and is a predicted model, not a curated record. Lineage: Eukaryota; Haptophyta; Isochrysidales; Noelaerhabdaceae. Gene Ontology annotation, biological process: negative regulation of translational elongation. The transcript is spliced from 14 exons. The coding region runs from base 1 to 2031 and encodes 676 amino acids.
AUGUCGGAGAUAACCGGGGCGUGGCCUCCGCCGGGCAAGGCGGUCAAGCGCAAGCCUGACCGCCAGCCCGCACCCAAGGGAGCCGACAUCUACGUCUAUAUGCCGAUCGUGCUCCGCAACGAGUGGAUUCGGCGCCGUGGCUCAGACAACAUGCUAGCCCAGCAGGCCGCUCCCACCGCCGCCCGCGGCGGAGGCAAGGCGGCAAAGGGUGGCAAGGGCGGCGGCAAGGGUGCUGGCAAGGGUGAGCUAGGCGGCGCGCCCCACUUGCCAUGCACGUUUCGCCGUUGGCUGGCCAAGAAGAAGAAGGGCGGCAAUCGCGGGACCAAGGGCGGCGGGGGCAAGGGCGGCGAUGCGGCGCGAACCAAGGGCGGCGAGGGCACGCCCGGGCAGUUUGUGGCACGGCUCGAGCAUGUGCACAAGGUGCUGCCGGGCGGGCGUGUCCUUUUCAACGACGUCUCCCUCGGCCUUCUCUCGGGCGCCAAGGUUGGUAUUCUGGGGCCGAAUGGCGCUGGCAAGUCAAGCCUUCUCCGCCUGCUAGCCGGCACAGACUCUGAGCAUGAGGGCAACGUCUGGCGCGCUCCGUCGCUGCGGGUGGGUAUGCUGGAGCAGGAACCGCAACUGGACGAGUCGCGCUGCGUCCUCGACAAUGUCCUCGACGGCGUCAGCGACGCCCGCAACGCUCUCGAUCGCUUUGAGGCUGAGCUGCUGGGCGAGCAGGCGGCGGCGGGCGACGCGGUGGAAGCGCUCGACUGCUGGAAUCUCCGCCUCGAGGCGCGCACUGCGAUGGAGGCCCUCCGCUGCCCUCCCGGCGAGGCGAUGCCGGCGGCCCUAGAUGCCGAAGAUUUGGAUAUACGGCUGCCGGCGGUGCUGUCGGGUGGGCAGCGGCGGCGCGUCGCUCUGUGCCGGCUCCUUCUCAGCAAGCCAGAGCUGCUGCUGCUCGACGAGCCGACCAACCACCUCGACACAGCCUCCGUGGCGUGGCUAGAGGCGUGGCUCGCCGCAUUCCGCGGCGCGGUGGUCGCGGUGACGCACGACCGCUACUUCCUCGACAAUGUCGCGGGGUACAUUGUCGAGGUGGACGCUGGCUUCGCGCGGCCGUUUCGCGGAAACUACUCGGGGUGGCUCAAGCACAAGGCCGAGGCGAUGCGUCUCGAGGACUCGCGCGAGGAGGCGCGGGACAUAUUCGGGACACUUGCACUGCCCUCGCUGCACCCGCUGAAGGGCGAACUCGCGUGGAUCAGCCAGAACGCCAGGGGCGGCCGCACCAAGUCAAAGGCGCGGCUGCGCUCGUACGAGAAGCUGCUCGACGAGGCGCGCGACGCCCGCAACGCCGAGCGCGUGCAGAGCGGCGCCAUUUCGAUCGUGCCCGGCCCGAGGCUCGGGAACCAAGUGCUGUCGGCGCACGGGCUGACAAAGUCGUACGGCGAGCGGACUCUCUUCCGCGACCUCUCCUUUGAGCUCCCGCCCGGCGCCGUGCUCGGCGUCGUCGGCGCCAACGGCCUGGGCAAGUCGACGCUCAUCCGACUCAUUGUUGCUCUCGGCUACGUGGACCAGUCGCGCUCCGGGCUCGACGCGCGCAACAGCGAGAUCGCGCAGGGGGUGGACUUUCUCACCGUGGGCGAGCGGGAGGUGUCGAUGCGCGCGUACGUUGCCGCCUUCAAUUUGCGCGGCACGAUGCAGGAGAAGCUCGUCUCGAACCUCUCCGGCGGCGAGCGCGGGCGCGUCCACCUCGCAAAGACGCUCCGGCGCGGGUGCAAUCUGCUGCUGCUCGACGAGCCGACCAACGACCUCGACGUUGAUACGCUCCGCUCGCUCGAAGAGGCGAUCGGCGCUUUCGCGGGCUCGGCGGUCAUCGUCUCUCACGACCGCUGGCCCCCCUUGGCCGCGCUGCGACCGCUGAACACGACCGCGCCCGUGACAUGCCCGCGACGCGGUGCCGACUUUUUCGAGGGGUCCAUCAGCGACUACGACGCGUGGAGAGCGAGGAGACACGAUUCGGGUGAAGAUUGCGCCACUUCCGCUGCCGGGUGA